Messenger RNA from Aspergillus calidoustus, 831 nucleotides. The record is from the annotation of a GenBank genome assembly. NCBI's taxonomy places the organism in Eukaryota, Fungi, Ascomycota, Eurotiomycetes, Eurotiales, Aspergillaceae.
AUGGACAAUCUCCUCCUCGCAGACUCAGACCCCAACUCGCUCCUCUACGCCUCCCCGGCUUCCUUUGCCCCGAUGCACAACCACCCCCAUCAUCAUCAUCAUCACCACCAGCAACAGGACAUCCAGAUGCCAGACUACCUCUCUGUAUACCCUCCGCUCGACCCAACCGGCUACUACGGCGCCAGCGCAGGUGUCCAACCUUACCUCUCGACCCCAAACUACUACUCCACCACCACCACCCCCAACCCACAGAGUACAUGGCUCCAACACCCCUCGCAAGCCUCCUCCUCGCGCAUCAACUCCCAACCUCAGCUCUACCAAUCCUCCUCCUCCCUCCCCGCAGGAGGAACAGGUCACACCUCGCCGGCCCCAUCAACAUUCGACUACGAUCUUGACUACGACCCGCCCUCCCCCUCACACACCUCCUCAAUCCCCACCCGCCACCCCUCAACCUCCAGCACGCACUCGCAGUCCAACACAAACUCAAAAGACCUCUCACUCUACGGUACCCCACACCCAACCCAACCGAACACCUGGUCCUGCGCCUACCCGGGCUGCACGUCGCCUGCGCUAUUCCGGCGCGGCUGCGACCUGAGGAAGCACUACAAUCGACACAGGAAGCACCUCUUCUGUCGCGUCGAGGGGUGCCCGCAGGCCAAUUCUUCGAACCCCGGUGCAGGGUUUAGUUCGAAGAAGGAUCGCGAUAGGCAUGAGGCGAAACACAACCCUGGGAUUCGGUGUGAGUGGGCGGAAGAAGGGUGCACGCGGGUGUUUUCGCGUGUGGAUAAUAUGAAGGAUCAUGUGAGGAGGAUCCACGCUAGGGUUAAUUAA